CAUUUUACAGGCUUUCAAGGCAAGCUUAUAAAGUACCCUCACAACCUGCAAUGCAAGGUCCAGUACAUAGCGCUAUAGAAGAAAAAUUAAACGAGCAAUUAAAGCCUCAAAGUCUUGAAAUAAGAAAUGAUAGUAGUUUACACGCCCAUCAUCAUGCUAUGGUAAUACAAGGUGGUGGCAAUGGCGAGACUCAUUUUGCAGUAACAGCUAUUAGUGAUCACUUUAAAGGUAUGCUUCAGAUACAGAGGCAUAGAUUUGUCAACCGUUUACUAAAUCAUGAGUUCGAGCAUAACGGUUUACAUGCCCUUUCUUUAAGAUUGUACACUCCAGAAGAAGCUGAAAGGAUAAAAAAAUGAAUUAAUUUAUUAGAUUAUUAAUGUAUGCUGCUAAUAUGCCCUAUCUAUUCCUAAUUGCGCUUCAUAACGCUUUAUAGAUGGUUCAUCGUAGUAGCAUUUUAACUAUAGACCAUUAAACCAGUGAUAUCGUCAUUAGCUUUUCAGCUUUUAUCAGAUUCACAAA
Messenger RNA from Wallemia mellicola CBS 633.66, 519 nucleotides. RefSeq names its product bola-like protein. The transcript has 2 exons. NCBI's taxonomy places the organism in Eukaryota, Fungi, Basidiomycota, Wallemiomycetes, Wallemiales, Wallemiaceae. Bases 51 to 356 code for a protein of 101 amino acids. The record is from RefSeq and is a predicted model, not a curated record.